Messenger RNA from Camellia sinensis, 865 nucleotides. The record is from RefSeq and is a predicted model, not a curated record. NCBI's taxonomy places the organism in Eukaryota, Viridiplantae, Streptophyta, Magnoliopsida, Ericales, Theaceae.
AUGGCUGCGCACCGGCGCAAUGACGCCCUGAUGUGCCUCAUAUUCCCAGCAAGUUUAGGAGAGUUGGGCCUGAAAUGGUUCGAAAGGCUUCCAGAGGAGAGUAUCGAGGGAUGGCAGCAACUAGCGAAAGCCUUCGUCACCAGAUUCAAAACCAACACUCGAACGUCAAAGAAGGUCAACCAUUUCCUAGGCGUCAAGAUAGAGUCUGGAGGUUCGCUGAAGGCGUACAAUGCGAAGUACUGGAAAAGUUACAACGAGAUCCUCGACUGCCCUACCAAUCUGGCCAUUACUCAAUACAAGCGUGGUCUCCCAGUCGGACAUAGGCUGCGAGAUUCGUUUACGAUGCACCAACCCGCAACCAUGGAGUCCUUAAUGCAACGAAUCAACGAACACAUCCGUGGGGAGGAUGAUGCCGCUUCCGCAACCGAGAAGGCUAAUCCGGUCGCAGCGGACAGAAGAAUGGCGGGAAAGGUUCACUCGGUGGGGCAGGAGGAUAACCGCCUGAACGACCGAUCAAAAGAUCAACGUCGUGGCUCAAACCGCGAUGAUAGAAGCAAAGGUUGCAGAAACGACCGAGCUAACGCUCAUUGCAAUGAAAAGGAAGAUGCUAAGAGAAAAUUGAAAGUGCGAACUGGUAUCACCACAGUCUUUAAAAUCCCUAUUUACCGCAUCCUGAGUGAAAUCCGAGGUGAACCAUUCAUUCGUUGGCCGGCCAAGUUGGGGAAUACACAGAGGGGCUCCAACUCAAGAUAUCGUUGCACCUUCCAUAAAGAACGGGGGCACCGGACGGAGGACUGCUUGCCGCUCAAACAACAUUUGGAGGAGUUGGUGGCGGCGGGACAUCUGGACCAAUACAUAGAUGGGG